This is a messenger RNA of Saccostrea echinata, 1519 nucleotides long. RefSeq lists its product as uncharacterized. Bases 35 to 1504 code for a protein of 489 amino acids. The transcript is spliced from 2 exons. The record is from RefSeq and is a predicted model, not a curated record. Lineage: Eukaryota; Metazoa; Mollusca; Bivalvia; Ostreida; Ostreidae. Gene Ontology annotation, molecular function: protein binding.
GGGUACAGGCGACAGAAAUUUCUUUAGAACUUUUAUGUUUGUAAUAUUUAUGUUGAAUUUAACAACUUCUUCUGUUAAAGGCAUUAGAUUUAGAUGGGCCUUUGGAAAUAGCCGUGGUAAUCAGGAACCCUCCAAGACUUCCAUUGGUGGCCGGGGAGGAAGUUCGUUUUGGCAGGAAGAUGUUUUCAAUACUUGGGUGUUUGGCGGAAAGGGUAUAUAUAAUGGACGACCAUCCAUGAAAAAUGAUCUAUGGAAAUAUAAUGUUAGGGAAAGAAAGUGGACUUUGGAACAUCCUGGGUCUGAAAGUUUAGAUAUAUCUUCCAAAAAUAAGAACAGGGCACCUGUUCCAAGGAGGUAUGCAUCAAUGUGCGGGGUGCCUGGGACACUAAUUGUUGUGUUUGGGGGGAUGAAUAAGGAUAAACAGGUGCUUGGAGACACCUGGGUAUUUGUAUUCAAGAAAAAAGAGUGGCUUCCAUUGUCAGAAAUGUUAAAGAAUCUGAGAAACGAGAGCAUUGGAGAGUCCCCUGAUCCAAGAGCUGAUGCUGUUGUGUGGUGUAUGCAGACAAAAAUGAUGCUUUUUGGAGGCAUUUCUGAGACUUUGGACCAGUAUGAUGAUAUGUGGGAAUACAGCCUUAUUGAUCUUAAUUGGAGGCAAGAGAAACUCUCCUCAGAACUUCACAGAAAAGGAAUCAUCCGUCCACAGAUAACGUACCCAGCAGGUCGUAGUGGUGCAACAGCUUGGGUUGGCCACAAUGAACAGCUGUACAUGUUUUCUGGAAACACGCAAACCAAAAACAAAGUGGAUUCUCAUCACAAUUCAGGAUUUUCCACUGAUCUGUGGAAUUUUGACUGCAAGAAAAAUGCAUGGGUGAAAAUAAUGGGGGAUCCGAAUAAGUGUUUGGCAGGUUAUUAUGGCAAAAAAGGCAUGGCAAAUGAAAAAAAUAUUCCAGGAUGUCGGAGGGGAGCAAUUCAUUGGACUGAUAGUGAGGGGCACUUGUGGAUGUUUGGAGGAGAGGGGGCCUCUUCAGACCCCAGGACAAUCUCUGAUGAAGUUCCAGAUGUCAUUCUGAAUGACCUCUGGUACUUUGACCUUGACUAUAAGAUGUGGUCAUGGAUGGGUGGAUCUGACAGAGCCAGUGACCCGGGAAGUUACGGUUCAGCAGACAAUGAAUUUGAUAAUGGAAGAUAUCCAAGCUGUCGAACAGAUGCCAUGUCUUUCAAUACAUGGAACGAACUGUAUGUAGUUGGAGGGAUAGGACAUGACUCCACUAAAACUUUCAGUCUGUUAGAUGAUGUAUGGGGUAUUGACGUCCACAGUGAGGUUAAUUACAGAGAUGCGGCUUGGCCAGGAUCUGUGUUCAUGCUUAUUUUUUUCUUUAUUGGCUUGUUACUUGUUCUGGUUGUUACUUUUAGUUUUGCUCGUAAAUAUUUCUCAGGGAGUAAGAAAAAUGAAUGUAAGAAGUAUGAUGUAGAAUACUCCAUGCUCCAGGAUGAAGCAGAGUAAAGAAUCAGUGCUUCC